Rotaria socialis is the source of this 846-nucleotide messenger RNA. NCBI's taxonomy places the organism in Eukaryota, Metazoa, Rotifera, Eurotatoria, Philodinida, Philodinidae. The record is from the annotation of a GenBank genome assembly.
AUGGCUUCGGACGAUGAUGAACGCCCUCCUAAAGAGCUACUUCAACCACUCACUCAGCUUCAAGCUCCACAAUCGAAUCUCGCCUCUUCAACUAUGAUAAUUCAAACAGCUUCAACAAUUAAAAAACCAUAUCAAAUUACUUUUUCUUCACGUGAUGAAGAAAUAAAAUAUACACAAAAGCUCUUAGAUAAUUGUACACUUUAUAAUGGUGAUCCGGAUAAUUUAAUGUCUUGGUUAAGAGACACAGGUGCAUUUAUUGUUAAAGAACGUUAUCCAGAAACCAAUCAUCCAUUUAUUAUUCGUCAUUUACUAACCGAUGAUGCACUUGAUUAUUAUCUGGCUCAUGAAGACAUGAUUUUCAAUUUUUAUGAUCUUCGUAAAUUAUUAUUACAUAAACAAAAUGUAUUAGCACCUUUACCUAUGACCACUUAUACCUUCGCUCAAUCACUAGAAGAUUUAACACAAAAUGAUAUUCGAAAAACUAUUAUUGAAGAUUUACAGCGAAGUACUACAAAAUUUACUGGUGAACAUCGACAAGACGUUCUUAAAUGGCUGAAAACCAUUGAAAUUAAAUUCGAAACGGCGGACAUUCCAACUGUUAAGAAAUUCGAUUUAAUUCCACAAUUACUUGAUAAAGGAGUACUUGAUUGGUUUCAAGAUAAUAAGACGAACUUUAACAAUUCGUGGAGCGUCUUCGUUGACCAUUUCAAAAAAACAUUUGAUUCGCCAAAUCGUGCUAGAAUUGCAAUGCAAAAGCUUAAUUCUUGUGCUCAAUCACCAAACCAAGACGUUCGAAGUUUCUGCAGUGAAAUACGAAACUAUUUUCGGAAGCUGACUCCCAUAUGA